Molecule: messenger RNA, 1951 nt
Organism: Eleginops maclovinus (Patagonian blennie)
Lineage: Eukaryota; Metazoa; Chordata; Actinopteri; Perciformes; Eleginopidae
Product: tumor necrosis factor receptor superfamily member 1A
Exons: 10
Coding region: 272-1339 (355 amino acids)
Biological process (GO): signal transduction; inflammatory response
Cellular component (GO): membrane raft; signaling receptor complex; plasma membrane
Molecular function (GO): tumor necrosis factor receptor activity; tumor necrosis factor binding
Source: RefSeq, a predicted model, not a curated record
CACACACACACACACACACACACACACACACACACACACACACACACACACACACACACACACACACACACACACACACAUACAUACAUACAUACAUAUACAGGCAUCCUCUAACACUUUACCUGACUCAAUUUAAGAGUCAAUCUGAAGAAGUCAGGAAGCCUCAUCCUUCUGCUGAAUCUAGUGAUUUCCUCGUCUGGUAAUGACAAUUUUGACGUUGUCUGAAAGUUCGUAGAGUUGGUUGUUCUUCCUCACCUUCUGCUUUUCCAACAUGAACUUUUUUUUGGUGUUCCAACUGAUAACCAUCUUGCUUUCUGUGGGACAGAGUCACACUGAGCCUACAAGGCAAAAUCCACUUUCAUGUUCUAAAUCAUGCUCAGCUGGAUAUUAUAACUCUGGUCCCUGUGGAGAGAAUAAAACAGAGUACAUAUGUAAAGAGUGCCUCAGUGGCACAUUCACAGAAUUAAAGAACAACAUAACUAGAUGCUUACGUUGUGACAAUUGUGGAAAUUUUGAUUUUGAAACUCAGCCAUGCACCUCUGCUACAAAUAGGAAAUGCGAUAAGUGCAACUGUAAUCACUGCAAACGAAACAACAGUGGGUGCUGCAAACGCUUGACAUGUAUUCCAUCUACAACUACAACUACAACUACAACUGCAACCACAACACCAUCUACAUCUACAGCUACAUGUACAACUACAACUUCAACCUCAAAAGACACUCAAGGCCCAGUUGAAUCGAUUCCCUUGAAGGAUGUGCUCGGACUCGCUGCAGUUUUGGCGUUGCUUCUGGGCUUAUUUUGGUUCAUACUUUUCAUCAGGAAUCGAUGUCUCUGCUGGAGAGCGAAAAAAGACCUGGAGCCCCCUGUCAUAUUGAAAGAACAAGGCAGUCAUCAAGGCAGCAGCCCGCACACACUGACUUUACACAUUUCUGAGGAUACUCCCAUGGUGACUCUCAGUCAGAGUGCAGCCACAACAGAACAUCGAGACCACAUCAGGCCUCCACUACCAGACGAUGAACACAAAGUAAUCAAACCAAUCGAUCAAUAUGAGCACUGGCCGGCCAUCGUCCUCUACGCCAUUAUCAAGGAGGUGCCCCUGCGUAGGUGGAAAGAGUUCUUGCGUCUGCUCUCGCUGGCUGAUCAGCAGCUGGAGCGGGUGGAGCUGGAGGCUGGUUCGGGUCUGGGCUCUAUAGAGCGGCAGUACCAGAUGCUGAGGCUGUGGAGCCAGCGCUCCUCUGCCAGCCUGAAUGAUGUCUUCUCGGCCCUGCACUACAUGGAUUUAUGCGGCUGUGCCCAGCUACUGCAGGAAAACCUGGACAAGCUGCAGUGGAAACCUUAACUGCAACCAAGUUUCCUAGUCUGUAGAACUUACAAAGACCACGGUUUCAACAGGGCAGUGCAGGACACUUGAGGCCACAGCACCUGGGAACACAAGAGAUAUGCAAUAAGAGACAACUGUGCUUCCUAAAAAGGACACGAACUGUAGCAGUAGUUCCGCCCAGAAAACUUAAGUAAUGUCAAGUAAUGUAAGUGACUCAUAAUGAGCAAUGCAGAUGUUUCGUUUUUCAGCAGAAAAAACUUAUGUUAUGGUUAAACAUCAGCAAAUGCACUCCAGAUAAGUGUAACAUAUGUGCUUUGUUGGGUUGACAACUGACUUUGGACAUAUUGUCUACAACGCUGCACACGUCAAUUUUUCAGUUUCCUGCAAAUAAAAGGUGUCACGGUGCUGUAGGCUGGGUUUUUCCUCCCCACACAUAUUCCAUCUAAAUGAUGGUUUCCUGUUGCGGUGUUGAAGGUAUCUGACUUUGAGACUUAAUGUGUGUCAUUCCAAUUACUGACAGGCAGUGAAGCAGAUUCCAGUAAAUCCUUUUAACUAAUGUUUUUAUAUUAAUCUAUGUGUGUGCUUUUUGAUUUUUAUCUUUGAAAUAAAUAUUGUUUAUAAAUGUUUUAA